Molecule: messenger RNA, 2557 nt
Organism: Mollisia scopiformis
Lineage: Eukaryota; Fungi; Ascomycota; Leotiomycetes; Helotiales; Mollisiaceae
Product: alpha/beta-hydrolase
Exons: 5
Coding region: 276-2195 (639 amino acids)
Source: RefSeq, a predicted model, not a curated record
UGUAGGCGGUGAAUUUAUCGGUACUGGUACUUCCUGCAAGAAGGCUGGGGACGAAAGCUCUCCACGUAUUUCUGCGGUGAGGAAAGGUACAGCGAUGAAGUGGGUUUCUUGCAUGUGACAUCAGUGGCGAAGUAUAGAAAUCCAUGGUCAAUAUCAAGAAGUUGCUCCCAUUCAAUUGCUGCCACGUCUAGAGGGUCGGGCGCACACGUUGAGAAGCUGUCUGCCUGGCAACCUGUACAUAUCUGCUUCAUUCUUUGUAUAUUCGGAUCGAAACAAUGGCGCCCAUACCCUUUCUUGGCCGUUUGAACAUAGCGGAAUACAUCGCCCUGGUGGGCUCUUUCUUUCUUGUAGGAUUGGAGGCAGUAAUUAGGAUACUUACACUUGCGCUACCUUCCACGGUAAUAACCCUAUUUUAUCGAGCUUCGAGACGAUUGUUCAAUCGAUUCACCUCCCCGGCGGCGAAGAAGUCGGAACAUAAGAAGAGUAACAUCUCGACCUCGAUACGGAAUGCUUCCGAUUUCGUUGAUCUCUGCGCAUUAUUUGGAUACUAUGCGGAGGAACAUGUAGUGCAGACUGGGGAUGGAUAUCUGCUGGGAUUACACAGGUUGGCAUGGAGGAAAGGAGAAGAAGAGCAGAAAGUCAAUCAUGGGAAGGAUAGCAUAAAGAAGGCCGUAGUCUACAUGCAUCAUGGACUGUUGAUGAACAGUGAAGUCUGGGUAUGCUUGACCGAGGAAGAAAGAUGCUUGCCGUUUAGGUUGGUAGAGAAGGGAUACGAUGUCUGGCUAGGAAACAAUAGGGGCAACAAGUACUCCAAGAAGUCGAUACACCACUCGCCGACGGAUCUACCAUUCUGGGACUUCUCAAUGGAUGAGUUUGCCUUCCACGAUAUCCCCGACAGCAUCGCAUAUAUCUUGGACACGACCUCAGCACCAUCAUUAUCUUACAUAGGAUUUUCUCAAGGAACAGCUCAAGCUUUUGCAACUCUUGCAAUACAUCCCAAGUUGAACGAUAGAGUCAAUGUCUUUAUCGCUCUAGCACCAGCUAUGUCGCCUGCCGGCCUGUCGAAUGGCAUUGUAGAUGCUCUCGUCAAAGCAUCGCCACAAGUCCUCUUCCUCCUUUUCGGACGCCGCUCGAUCCUAAGCUCAGCAACCAUGUGGCAGUCGAUCCUCUAUCCACCAAUAUUUGUCCGUACCAUCGACAUCGGACUCUCAUUUUUAUUUGGCUGGCACGCAAAAAAUAUUUCCACAAGCCAGAAGCUAGCGGCGUAUCCACAUUUGUACUCAUUUACCAGCACCAAGAGCGUAGUCCACUGGUUCCAGAUCAUCAGAACCAAGAGUUUCCAAAUGUUCGACGACGAUGUCCAACCCGUCAUGCCCCUCAGCAGUGUCAGCAAAUACACCAAAGUCGCCAAAUUCCCUACCCGGAACAUCAAGACACCUAUUGUCCUUGUCUACGGGGGUAGCGAUUCACUGGUCGAUAUCGAGGUCAUGCUCAAGGAGCUUCCUUCUCACACGGUAGCCACCGAGAUUCCCCACUAUGAACAUCUGGAUUUCCUAUGGGCUCGAGAAGUUGACACGUUAGUCUUCCCGCACGUGUUCGACGCCCUGGAAAACUUUUGCAGCACAGAACAUUCCCAAGAAGAGUAUGCGCGCUACAGAAGCGCAAGACACGCAUCUAUAAAAGCUGGUAUGGAACGACCUGCCCUGCUCAUGCAAGGCUAUCCGAGCGAUGAGGACGUUUCCGCAUCAGCUGGUAGUUAUGCCGAAGCUGCUAGCGUCCCACCGGGAGACGGAGCAGAUGCAUUAGCCAGGAGGAGAAAUGGGACAGCAACAGGAAUCUCGUUCCCGAGCCCGAACGCGAGGAAGAGAGCCAGGAUACAAGGCGACUGGGACGAUUCUUCCGAAGGAGGAGGGUCAUCACCUAUAAAUCCCAGGCAUAUUAGGACGGUGACGAUUAAUAAUGGAGAUAUCAAUGGUAUUGCCAAUGGAAGGAGUAGCCCGACAACAAGUAAGACCCCGAGAAGAGAGAGUAUCGGCAGUAAUAUCAGUAUUUCUGAGAAAAUGACCGGUGGAAAGGGCAUUACAUUAGGGGCAGGGAAGGCGGUCAGUGCUGUUUCGCAAGGCGUUACAGUGGGAAACAUGGCGGGCAGCUCGGAUGAUGCGCCAGAACGAAAGAGUAAGAAAGGGAAGAAGUGAUAUAAUAUUUGUAAUGAGUAGAUUUACCACACUUUGAAAGCGAUUCAAUCUUCCUGAAGGGGACGGACAUUGAAAAUGGAGUUGAGGUGCAUAUAUUGGCACGAUCUAGGUUAAGGCCUGCAAUCUGCAGUCUGCAGGAAAGAGUUCUGAUAUGUGUACAGACCAAAUAUACCACACUUUGAUAGCAAUUUGAUGAUCCUGAAUUAGACGGAUAUUGAGUGUAGUUUAAACGCAGACUUUGGCAUGAAGUAUACGGUCUGCACAAGAGGCUUGUGAUAUUUGUAAUAAGUAGAUAUACCACACUUUAAUAACAGCUAGGUAUUCCUGAAGUGGACGGACAUUGAGGCUGUAGCUUAAGAUGC